GCUUUCCAUGCAUUAUUUUUAAAUUAACAUACCUUCAUUGUCUAUUCUAACAGUCGAUUCUUAAUUUCUUUAAUUUCGUUCUUUGACUAAAGCUAACGUGAUUGACUUACGAUGGCUGCAGCCGCAGCAAAUGACGAUUUUAAUAUUAGAUUGGAAAGUAUUGAUAUUGACCAAUUCUACACCGAAGACCAGUUGCAUAAAAGAUAUGGAAUUCCAAGGGAGGAAGUCAAAAUCAAAACGCGUGUUAAAAACUCAUUAAAAGAAACAUUCCAAUGUUCAUGCGAAAAAGUGACUCGAUUUUUUACUACAUUAAUCCCCAUUUUAAGUUGGCUUCCACAAUACAACAUAAAAGAUUCUUUACUUGGAGAUCUUGUUGGUGGAUUUACUGUUGGAAUCGUUCAUUUACCACAAGGAAUGGCAUACGGAAUGUUGGCAUCGUUACCUCCAGUCCAUGGAUUGUAUGUUUCAUUUUUUCCUGUUCUAAUGUACGCGAUACUUGGAACUGUCAGACAGAACUCUAUUGGAACAUUUGCAGUGAUCUGUAUCAUGGUUGGAGAAGUUAUAGACGAGCAUGUUAAAGAAGAAGAUUACUGCGGACCGCAAACAUCAACAACGUCACCGCUGCUGACGACAAUAGGAGUUUCUGAAACUAGCGCAGCAGACAUUAACACCUCGAAACCCGAUUGUGAAGAUUUAUACCUAAGUAGAAAAAUUGAAAUUGCUGCUGCUCUUUGCGUAGCUGUAGGAAUAAUACAGAUUAUAAUGUAUUUGCUUCGUUUGGGAGUUAUCACAACAUAUCUCUCUGAACACUUGGUUUCGGGUUUUACUUGCGGAUCUGCUUUUCAUGUUCUUACUUCCCAAGUAUCGAAACUUGUCGGAAUUACAGUGGAAAAAUAUUCGGGCCCACUAUCUCUCGUAUACACAUACGUAGAUAUAUUUUCAAAUAUUACGGAAAUAAACUGGGCGACGGUGAUAGUGUCAACGAUCUGCAUUAUUGUGUUAAUAAUUGGAAAGGAAAUCAACGCGAAGUUUUAUGACAAACUCCCAAUCCCGAUACCGUGGGAAUUUGCGGUCGUAAUCUUUUCAACUAUUGCUUCAUAUUACGGAUUAUUUUACGGAAAUCAUGAUGUCAUUGUAGUUGGAGACAUCCCAACAGGGUUUCGACUGUCAGUACCAAAAGGCCCCGAUAUUGGAGCAGUGAUGCUGGAAGCAAUACCUAUAGCUAUUGUCAUAUACGCCAUAGAAAUCUCACUCGGAAAAAUGUUUGCAAUGAAGCACGGCUAUGACAUCGAUUCUAAUCAGGAAUUAAUGGCCUUGGGAUCAUCAAAUAUAUUCAGCUCUUUCUUCUCGUGUUUUCCUUGUGCUGCUUCCCUCUCUAGAUCAGUUAUUUGGGACGAAGUUGGCGGAAAGACACAGAUCACUGGAUUUGUUUCAUCUUCAAUAAUAUUGAUAAUUUUACUUUGGCUUGGACCUCUUUUCGAGUCUUUACCACAAGCUGCUCUUGCGGCCAUCAUAGUUGUUAAUCUGAAACGUAUGUUACGACAGUUCGAUAAGAUCAGUGGAUAUUGGAAAGUCUGCAAACUUGAUGCUGUGACGUGGUUGGUCACGUGGUUGAGUGUGGUAUUGUUAGGAGUCGACAUUGGCCUACUCGUGGGAGUUUCAUUCGAGCUUGUCACAGUCGUUUGCAACACACAAAUAGCAAAUGGUUAUGUACUUGGUGAAGUGGAAGAAACUGGCAACUAUAAGAAUGUAAAGAGAUAUCAAACAAAACGAGAAAGCGACAAAAACAUUAUCAUAUUUUCGUAUUCUGGACCUUUAUAUUUUGCUAAUCAUGAAAGAUUCAGAGGUCAACUCAUUGACGCAUUAGGUUUCGAUCCAUCUCGGGAGGUGACGGCAAUUAAAGACCUUCAAGCCAAAGCAGAAAAACGUAGAGAGAAAGAAAAGGCAGACGAGUCGAAACUUGGAGUCGAAAAUAUGGGAUUUACUCUUGAAAAAGGAGAAAAUGUUGUAAUAAACGAUGAGAAUGACAGUGGAAUAAGCACAGUAGCAUUUUCAAGGAAUUCAUUCGAUAACAACAACGCAGACGAAGAGAAGACAAAAGAGGAAGAAGACACGUCGUCGAAUUCUUCCGACGUCAUUUUUGCGUAUGGAAUCACGCACGUCGUUUUGAAUAUGCCAGCAUGUUCUUACGUUGAUAACGAUGGCGCGAAGACAAUAAAAUCUCUUUUUUCAUCCUUGAAAUCACUCGAUAUUCAACUUAUAAUUUCAUCUUGUAAUGACACUGUAAGAAGAGCUUUGAAUCCGUUAUUUGAAACGAGCAAACCACCAUUUUUCCUAUCAUUGGAAGGGGCAGUAUCACACGCAAGAGGAGAAAUUCUACUAAACUUUGACGAACACGGCAAUGUUAUUGGAGAUAUGAAUAUAAAGAGACGGGGAACUAUUUUUUGAAUGAAAUUGGAAUACAAUUAUAUUCUUUUAAAUUUGUACGAUCAUUGUCAAUUGAAAUGUAAUGUGGUUUACUUACUACAAACAAAUUAUUCAUAGAUUUAUAGCUAUGUAUAUUGGGUUUAUGAAAUUCACCAGAAACAAAAAAUGAAGCGACCUCUCAAGGUGUAACAUAAAUCUCUUUCUUUGAGCGUUAUUUUUUUUUAAACUUUUCUCAUUUUUGAUGAAAAUGUUACUUUUAUGUACUAAACGUAUAACCUCCAAUCCGAACGCAAUUAGUCAAUGUCCAUAGUGGGUGCUUAUUAUUUCUAUUUUAGCUUUCACUGUCUUAAUUAAUAAAUUCUAAUUUGCUUUUUGUGCAAAUUUAUAUGUCUCUGUGAUCCUGGGUGCUUUGAAUUCGAUUAUAUGAAGCUUGAUUUCAUUUCUGUGCGGAUUAUCCUGUAUGAUUCUCAUUCUGCAUAUUGUAGAAUUAAUUAUAGUCAAAAUUAAAAUAUAGUUAGAUAUAUCGUACUCUUGGGUCAUCGAUCACUGUACUUUAAAUGCAGUUGUGACAGAAUUAUUUCUUCGUUAUUGAAAUAAAUUUCUCAUUGCAGAAGAAAACAUAAAAA
Messenger RNA from Styela clava, 3053 nucleotides. Its product is annotated as prestin-like. The record is from RefSeq and is a predicted model, not a curated record. Lineage: Eukaryota; Metazoa; Chordata; Ascidiacea; Stolidobranchia; Styelidae. Gene Ontology annotation, cellular component: membrane. Gene Ontology annotation, biological process: transmembrane transport.